Anopheles arabiensis is the source of this 1491-nucleotide messenger RNA. Its product is annotated as microfibril-associated glycoprotein 4-like. Bases 397 to 1377 code for a protein of 326 amino acids. The record is from RefSeq and is a predicted model, not a curated record. NCBI's taxonomy places the organism in Eukaryota, Metazoa, Arthropoda, Insecta, Diptera, Culicidae. The transcript has a single exon.
UGUGGCUUUCCCAUGCUGCAGUUAGUGGAUGCUGCAAAAAGCACCUUGUUUCGAGGGAGCUUCAUUGGAAUUGGGCGAUAAGUGAACAUUCGGCUACAUAAUUCCUACACGCUUUUUGUGGGAAUGUUCUUGCCUGGGAAUCCCACCUCCUUGUUGACGAAUCGGUCUUUAAUUGCUAUGCUAAUCGUAAGAUUGAUAAUGCUCAAUGUGUGCUAAUCAUCAUCAUGAGCGAAACAGUAACAAAAACAGGCGCACAAACUCUCCAAACAAUUAGUCUCAUUAUAAUUCUGAUAAGCUUUAUUUACACGCCACGGGUUGACUAUAAAAGAAGAUUGGCAUUGUCCGUUGUGGCACAGUAUCAUUCUGCAGUACCAAAGCGAUCGGUUCUAGCGCACCAUGCUUGUUUACAAAAUAAUCCUGUGCUGUGUGUUGUUUGCAUCAAGAAAAAUCGCCUGCAACGAACGCAAUGUAACAGCACCGCUUUUAAACGGGCUGGCGUUUGAAUUGCUUGCAACAAAGCUAGAAUAUCUUCAGGACAAGUUGAUCGAGAUAGAAUCUGCGGCGAAGAACGCCGAUCAGCAGCUUUCCGAGGCAAUCGAUGAGCUGAGCAGGACGGUGCAGAAUCAUUUCAACAGAACGGAGCAUACAGCAAACGCCAACCACGAACAGAUGGGGCAAAAGAUCCAGGCGUUUGCAACGAAAGCAGACCUUGCGUGGUUGAAGAUCGAUUCGGGCUUGUAUCUUCGAAACUUCUCGCUUCGUUCGUGCAAAGAGGAACCAUCAAAGCAAUCGGGAAAGUACAUCAUGCAGGCCACCAUAUACGAUACACCGUUCCUGGGAUAUUGCGAACAGAGCAGCUUCGGAGGCGGAUGGCUGGUGGUGCAGUACCGGUACGACGGAGCGUUGGACUUUUACCGCGACUGGGCAGAGUAUCGCAAUGGGUUCGGAAGCACGGAUGGAGAGUUCUGGCUCGGGUUGGAGCAUCUGCAUCAGCUGACGGCGACACGAAAGCAUGAGCUGGUGGUAGAACUAAAAGACUUCGAUGGAAACUACGUGUAUGCACGGUACGAUGAGUUCGCGAUCGACAGUGAGACGGGUCAAUAUCGGCUUAUGAAGCUGGGAUCGUACACAGGAACGGCGGGAGACGGGUUGAACUACCAAAGCGGCAUGAAGUUUACGACAAAGGAUCGGAAAAAUGAUCUUCACCCAUUUCUAAACUGUGCUGCCCAUCAUGCGGGUGGUUGGUGGUAUAGGGACUGCGCUAAAUCCAACCUUAACGGAGGCUACAUAAAAGGAGAGACGCCGAAGGGAAUGUUUUGGGUUACGUACAAACCGUCCGGUCUAGCGUACUCAAGAAUGUUAAUUCGCGAAAUAUAACACCACUGCUGUGCGCUGUAUCAAUAAAAGAUGAGCCAAAGAGUCAAUUUCAAGACGGAUGCAUAGAUCUUCACGCAAAAUGUGCAAAUUUGUCAUGUGAAAAAGGAAAGAAAG